This is a messenger RNA of Coregonus sp. 'balchen', 22920 nucleotides long. The record is from the annotation of a GenBank genome assembly. NCBI's taxonomy places the organism in Eukaryota, Metazoa, Chordata, Actinopteri, Salmoniformes, Salmonidae.
CAAUGGCCGACUGGAGCUAGCUAGUUUUCUUUUAACAUGAAUGCUAUUUUCAACUGUAGAUUUACAGGUAGGCAUUAUUUUAAAGACAAUAUCAGUGUUAUGAGCAAACGAUUCACCAAAGUGUACAUUACGAGCAAGAAACUAGCUGUUUGUGGCCUGCUUUGAGCGUCGCCAUGAGUGAUGUUGUCGAGAAGACUCUGUCUGCUCUCCCGAGUCUCCUUUCGCUAGACUCGCAGGCAGGAGCUGGGAAACUUUCCCCCUCCUCCAAAUUAGGGAACCUGAUCAAGGGAAUCACUGAACUGACGUCCAAACAUGUGAGUACCGUAGCCAGCUCUCUGGCACAUUAUGGUCAGCAUCGCUGACAGCAGUAGCUAACAUUAGGUGGCUAGCUGUCUGUAAUAAUAAUAAUAAUAAUGUACCCUUUCUCUACAAUUUGUGGUGUAUUAGCUAGUGCCCACAGCCAACGUUAGCUGGCUAGCCACAAUUAACCACCCUGAAACAAAACUGUAAUUAUUUACUAGUGUCCACUGAUCCCCAAAAUUAUCCUUAACUUCAAGCCUAUGCCGUAUUGACCUAUGCUUGAGACUGACAGCCUAUUUGAUAUUGAUGUAUUAGGAUUCCCAUUAGCUGACGCCAGUGGCGACAGCUUGUCUUACUGGGGUCCGACACGUAACGAAAAAGACAAUGCAGACAAAAUACUUUACAAUUUACAUUAAAAACAUUAACGUUGCGUGUAUCUAUCAGUUACACAUACAUGUCUUUGCAGCACUUGACCAUAUGAAUGGACAAUAAUCAAGGAAAGAUAAAAACUAGAGCCUGCAGGACUUGCUUUGUGGAGUGUGGUGUCAAAAAAGCAGAGUAUCUCUUUAUUACGCACAGACCUCUCCCCAUCUUUACAUCCAUUGAAUCUAUAUGUUUUGACCAUGACAGUUUACAAAUCAAAUCACAUUUUAUUGGUCACAUAGACAUAUUUAGCAGAUGUUAUUGCAGGUGUAGUGAGGUAACACCAAGUAAUUAAGUCUCCUCAACUAGUUCAACAGCCACACCAUUCAUUACCAGAUUCAGCUGAGGUCUAGAAUUUAGGGAAUGAUUUGUACCAAAUACAAUGCUCUUAGUUUUAGAGAUGUUCAGGACCAGUUUAUUACCGGCCACCCAUUCCAAAACACACUGCAGCUCUUCUUUAAGGGAAAGGAAAGGGGGAUACCUAGUCAGUUGUACAAUUGAAUGCAUUCAACUGAAAUGUGUCUUCCACAUUUAACCCAACCCUCUCUGAAUCAGAGAGGUGCGGGGGGGCUGCCUUGAUCGACAUCCACGUCAUCGGCGGCCGGGGAACAGUGGGUUAACUGCCUUGCUCAGGGGUUUCAGGGACUUCCUUAGCUGUAGUUGCUGAUGCGUAUAUAUUUUUAACAUCACCUACAUAAGAGUCACAGCAAAAGCUUUUGUGUGAUCUCUUAUACACUAUUUUAGGCCCAGCUUUUGGAACUUUGGCUUUCCUGGAUAUAGCCACUAUAUUGUGAUCACUGCAUCCAAUGGGUACGGAUACAGCUUCAGAACAAAGUUCUACAGUAUUAGUAAAAAUGUGAUCAAUACAUGUGGAUGAUCUUGUUCCUGUAGUGUUUGUGAACACCCUGGUAGGUUGAUUAAUAACCUGAACCAGAUUACAGGCACUGGUUACGGUGAGAAGCUUCCUCUUGAGCGGACAGCUUGAUGAAAACCAGUCAAUAUUCAGGUCCCCAAGAAAGUAGACCUCUCUGUUUACAUCACAUACACUAUCAAGCAUUUCACACAUAUUAUUUAGACACUGGCUGUUAGCACUUGGUGGCCUAUAGCAACACCCCCAAAGAAAAGGAUUUGAUUGUGCCAGGUGAACCUGCAACCACAACACUUCAAUAACACUUGACAAAAUAACUUCUCUAAGUAUUACAGGGAAAUGGCUCUGAAUAUAUACAGCAGCACCUCCACCAUAAGCAUUUCUGUCUCUUCUGUAGAUGUUAUAUCCUUGUAUUGCUACUGCUGUAUCAUCAAAUGAAUUAUCUAAGUGAGUCUCAGAAAUGGCUAAUAUAUGAAUGUUCUCUGAUGUUAGCAAGUUAUUGAUUUCAUGAACCUUAUUUCUAAGGCUACAUAUAUUAAUAUGGGCUAUUUUCAGCCCUUUCCCGGGUAGUUGAUCAGUGAUAGACAUAAUAUAGAAAAGAGCAAACGAAGCCCAGAGCCAAUGCAGGUCCACUACACCUGGUCCUCACUCUAUACACUCUAUAUACUCUCUAUAUACUCAUUCCUAUUGUCUUUCUUUCCAGGAGGAGGAAAAGCUUAUUAAAAAGGAACUGGCUGCUAUCAAGGAGCAGGUAGCAUCUCCCAACACCUCCAUGGUAAGUCUCACUUCAUCUUCCCGCCAGAAAGCGACACAGAGAGGCAUUGCGACGUGUCCGUCAAAAUAUCUAAUCAUGCUGAGACUGUUUUGUUUUCGUUCAUUUACUUGUAUUAUAUGUGGACUAUGUUACUUGCAGCGUCUUUCUUAAUAAUUGCACCAGAGGGGGAACUGAACACUGUAUUUUAACACUGUAUUGAAUUGAAUAUUUGGACAUUCUUCUCAGUCAAAUGGUUGCCACAUGAAGUAAUGUUGAUGUAUAAUAAUGUAAUUUCAGCGUCAGAUGAAGGAAAUAAUGGUGAGAGCUAUCUACUGUGAGAUGCUGGGUUACCAGGCGUCCUUCAGUUACAUCCACGCCAUCAAACUGGCUCAGCAGGGCAGUGUCCUAGAGAAGAGAGUGGGUACGUCCAUACAUAUUCAUAGGAUGGGUACGAGCCAUACAUAUUCAUAGGAUGGGUACGAGCCAUACAUAUUCAUAGGAUGGGUACGUACCAUACAUAUUCAUAGGAUGGGUACGAGCCAUACAUAUUCAUAGGAUGGGUACGUUUCAUACAUAUUCAUAGGAUGGGUACGAGCCAUACAUACAUAUUCAUAGGAUGGGUACGAGCCAUACAUACAUAUUCAUAGGAUGGGUACGAGCCAUACAUACAUAUUCAUAGGAUGGGUACGAGCCAUACAUAUUCAUAGGAUGGGUACGAGACAUACAUAUUCAUAGGAUGGGUACGAGCCAUAGACAUACAUAUUCAUAGGAUGGGUACGAGCCAUAGACAUACAUAUUCAUAGGAUGGGUACGAGCCAUACAUAUUCAUAGGAUGGGUACGAGCCAUACAUACAUAUUAAUAGGAUGGGUACGAGCCAUAGACAUACAUAUUAAUAGGAUGGGUACGAGCCAUAGACAUACAUAUUCAUAGGAUGGGUACGAGCCAUACAUAUUCAUAGGAUGGGUAUGAGCCAUACACCUACAGUACCAGUCAAAAAUGUGGACACACCUACUCAUUCAAGGGUUUUUCUUUAUUUGUACUAUUUUCUACAUAGCAUAAUGAAGACAUCAAAACAAUGAAAUAACACAUAUGGAAUCAUGUAGUAACCAAAAAAGUGUUAAACAAAUCAAAAUAUAUUUGAGAUUCUUCAAAGUAGCCACCCUUUGCCUUGAUGACAGCUUUGCACACUCUUGGCAUUCUCUCAACCAGCUUCAUGAGGUAGUCACCUGGAAUGCAUUUCAAUUAACAGGAGCGCCUUGUUUUAAAGUUAAUUUGUGGAAUUUCUUUCCUUCUUAAUGCGUUUGAGCCAAUCAGUUGUGUUGUGACAAGGUAGGGGUGGUAUACAGAAGAUAGCCCUAUUUGGUAAAAGACCAAGUCCAUAUUAUGGCAAGAACAGCUCAAAUAAGCAAAGAGAAACGUCAGUCCAUCAUUACUUUAAGACAUGAAGGUCAGUCAAUACGGAACAUUUCAAGAACUUUGAAAGUUUCUUUAACUGCAGUCGCAAAAACCAUCAAGCGCUAUGAUGAAACUGGCUCUCAUGACGACCGCCACAGGAAACGAAGACCCAGAGUUACCUCUGCUGCAGAGGAUACGUUCAUUAGAGUUAACUGCACCUCAGAAAUUGCAGCCCAAAUAAAUGCUUCACAGAGUUCAAGUAACAGACACAUCUCAACGUCAACUGUUCAGAGGAGACUGCGUGAAUCAGGCACUCAUGGUUGAAUUGCUGCAAAGAAACCACUACUAAAGGACACCAAUAAGAAGAGACCUGCUUGGGCCAAGAAACACGAGCAAUGGACAUUAGACCGGUGGAAGUCUGUCCUUUGGUCUGAUGAGUCCAAAUUUGAGAUUUUAGGUUCCGCCGUGUCUUUGUGAGACACAGAGUAAGUGAAUGGAUGAUCUCUGCAUGUGUGGUUCCCACCGUGAAGCAUGGAGGAGGUGGUUUGAUGGUGUGGGGGUGCUUUGCUGCUGACACUGUCAGUGAUUUAUUUAGAAUUCAAGGCACACUUAACCAGUAUGGCUACCACAGCAUUCUGCAGCGAUACGCCAUCCCAUCUGGUUUGUGCUUAGUGGGACUAUCAUUUGUUUUUCAACAGGACAAUGACUCAAAACACACCUCCAGGCUGUGUAAGGGCUAUUUGACCAAGGAGAGUGAUUGAGUGCUGCAUCAGAUAACCUGGCCUCCACAAUCACCCGACCUCAACCCAUUUGAGAUGGUUUGGGAUGAGUUGGACCGCAGAGUGAAGGAAAAGCAGCUAACAAGUGCUCAGCAUAUGUGGGAACUCCUUCAAGACUGUUGGAAAAGCAUUCCUCAUUAAGCUGGUUGAGAGAAUGCCAAGAGUGUGCAAAGCUGUCAUCAAGGCAAAGGGUGGCUACUUUGAAGAAUCUCAAAUAUAAAAUAUAUUUUGAUUUGUUUAACACUUUUUUGGUUACUACAUGAUUCCAUAUGUGUUAUUUCAUAGUUUUGAUGUCUUCACUAUUAUUCUACAAUGUAGAAAAUAGUAAAAAUAAAGAAAAACCCUUGAAUGAGUAGAUGUGUCAACUUUUGACUGGUACUGUACAUAUUCAUAAGAUGGGUACGUUCCGUAGACAUACAUAUUCAUAGGAUGUUAUGUGCUCAUGAUAUUUACAUACAGCAUCGGUAUGUUAUAUUCUCCUUUUAUUUUUUUAAAUCAUUUGAUUUGGUAACGAUUCAGAAAGCCUAACCUGCUGUAACACAUUUAUUAAAAUGCAAACUAUUUUUAAAUGUGUCCAAUAGUUCUGUUGAUUUCAUCUGUGUUUCCAGGUUACCUUGCUGUGUCCUUGUUCCUUAACGAAACGGAUGAGUUUCUGCUUCUCCUGGUGAACACCGUCUUAAAGGUGCAUUUUUUCUCAACCCUGAUUUGUGUCGUUGGGGUUUCCAGUUGUUGAAUGCAAGACAUUUACAUUUUACAUUUGAGUCAUUUUAGCAGACGCUCUUAUCCAGAGCGACUUACAGGAGCAAUUAGGGUUAAGUGCCUUGCUCAAGGGCACAUCGACAGAUUAUUCACCUAGUCGGCUCGGGGGAUUAGAACCAGCGACCUUUCGGUUACUGGCACAACGCUCUUAACCACUAAAGCUACCUGCCGCAAGAUGUGUUGUUGUUGUUGUUCUAAAAACGUGUUGUUUUGACAGGAUCUGCAGAGUACCAACCUGAUCGACGUGUGCAUGGCUCUAACUGUGGUCAGUCAGGUGUUUCCCAGAGACAUGAUACCUGCCAUCCUACCAGUGGUGGAGGAAAAACUCACACAUCCAAAGUGAGCACUUGGACUUGAUUAUUACACACAGAUCCUUAUACACUUUAUGGGCAAACGAGACUUAAAUUUGCAGUGGGUCGUUUGGUUUGGUAUGUGUGUGUGUGUGUGUGAUCUCUGAAGGCAUUGAACCUACAACCUUUGCUGUUGCUUGACUUGAUUAUUUCACACAGAUCCUUAUACACUUUAUGGGCAAACGAGACUUAAAUUUGCAGUGGGUCGUUUGGUUUGGUAUGUGAUCUCUGAAGGCAUUGAACCUACAACCUUUGCUGUUGCUUGUGUUCUGACAACGCUCUGAUUUUAGGACCCUUUACCCCCCAUUUUUCAUCUGUCCACAGGGAGAUCAUCCGGAGGAAAGCAGUCCUGGCUCUGUACAAGUUCUACCUCAUCGCGCCCAACCAGGUGCAGCACAUCCACAGCAAGUUCCGGAAGGCCCUGUGUGACAAAGACCCGGGAGUCAUGGCAGCCUCUCUACACAUCUACCUGCAGCUCAUCAAGGUUACCUUCUGUCACAAUGGCAUCAUUUCUUAAAUCCAUAUCAUUGGAGAAAAAAAAGACUUGCCUUUAUAAAUCUUGGUUUAUCAAAAAGUCUUAACAGCAGCACCCAGCUACAGUGGAAUUGUUCUACCAAUUCAUUUCCCCCCCCCCAUUGAUUACAUAAAUCGCUAACAUUUUGUUUUAGUUGUGCCACUUAAGUACAGACUAUACAGUCGUGGUCCAAAGUUUUUGAGAAUGACGCAAGUAUUGAUCUUCACAAAGUUCGCUGCUUCAGUGUUUUUAGAUAUUUUUUGUCAGAUGUUGCUAUGGUAUACUGAAGUAUAAUUACAAGCAUUCCAUAAGUGUCAAAGGCUUUUUAUUGACAAUUACAUUAAGUUUAUGCAAAGAGUAAAUAUUUGCAGUGUUGACCCUUCUUUUUCAAGACCUCUGCAAUCCACCCUGGCAUGCUGUCAAUUCACUUCUGGGUCACAUCCUGACUGAUGGCAGCCCAUUCUUGCAUAAUCAAUGCUAGGAGUUUGUCAGAAUUUGUGGGUUUUUGUUUGUCCACCCGCCUCGAGGAUUGACCACAAGUUCUCAAUGGGAUUAAGGUCUGGGGAGUUUCCUGGCCAUGGACCCAAAAUGUUGAUGUUUUGUUCCCCGAGCCACUUAGUUAUCACUUUUGCCUAAUGGCAAGGUGCUCCAUCAUGCUGGAAAAGGCAUUGGUCGUCACCAAACUGUUCUUGGAUGGUUGGGAGAAGCUCUCGGAGGAUGUAUUGGUACCAUUCUUUAUUCAUGGCUGUGUUCUUAGGCAAAAUGGUGAGUGAGCCAACUCCCUUGGCUGAGAAGCAACCCCACACAUGAAUGGUCUCAGGAUGCUUUACUGUUGGCAUGACACAGGACUGAUGGUAGGGCUCACCUUGUCUUCUCCGGACAAGCUUUUUUCCGGAUGCCCCAAACAAUCGGAAAGGGGAUUCAUCAGAGAAAAUGACUUUACCCCAGUCUUCAGCAGUCCAAUCCAUGUACCUUUUGCAGAAUAUCAGUCUGUCCCUGAUGUUUUUCCUGGAGAGAAGUGGCUUCCUCGCUGCCCUUCUUGACACCAGGCCAUCCUCCAAAAGUCUUUGCCUCACUGUGCGUGCAGAUGCACUCACACAUGCCUGCUGCCAUUCCUGAGCAAGCUCUGCACUGGUGGUGCCCCGAUCCCGCAGCUGAAUCAACUUUAGGAGACGGUCCUGGCACUUGCUGGACUUUCUUGGGCGCCCUGAAGCCUUCUUCACAACAAUUGAACCUCUCUCCUUUAAGUUCUUGAUGAUCUGAUAAAUGGUUGAUUUAGGUGCAAUCUUACUAGCAGCAAUAUCCUUGCCUGUGAAGGUAUUUUUGUGCAAAGCAAUGACGGCGGCACGUGUUUCCUUGCAGGUAACCAUGGUUAACAGAGGAAGAACAAUGAUUUCAAGCACCACCCUCCUUUUUAAAGCUUCCAGUCUGUUAUUCUAACCCAAUCAGCAUGACAGAGUGAUCUCCAGCCCUGUCCUCGUCAACACUCUCACCUGUGUUAACGAGAGAAUCACUGACAUGAUGUCAGCUGGUCCUCUUGUGGCAGGGCUGAAAUGCAGUGGAAAUGUUUUUUGUGGGAUUAAGUUCAUUUUCAUGACAAAGAGGGAUUUUGCAAUUAAUUGCAAUUCAUCUGAUCACUCUUCAUAACAUUCUGGAGUAUAUGGAAAUUGCCAUCAUAAAAAACUGAGGCAGCAGACCACGUGAAAAUGUAAUAUUCGCGUCAUUCUCAAAGCUUUUUGACCACGACUGUACUAGCCAAUGUCGUGUCCUGUAAGACUAUAAGAAUAUAUAUGACUGUAAGCAACUUGCUCUUUCCCAAUAUCUCCAGGAGAACCCGGAGAGCUACAAGGAUCUGACCGUGAGCAUGGUGACCAUCCUGGGACAGGUGGUAGGGGGUAAACUCCCCAUGGACUUCAACUACCACAGCAUUCCUGCUCCCUGGCUUCAGAUACAGCUGCUCAGAAUACUGGCCUACUUGGGGAAGGAAGACCAGGGGUACACAGUAACAUGUCAUAUCCUUGUGUCCACUCAUCCCCCUUCACAUUCUGGUGUCACCUUUUAUUGAGUAGAAAUCUGGGCCAGUUACUCCUGCAAUAAGAAGCACUUUCUACAGAGAUUCUCCAUGAUGCUUUUUUAAAAAAAGUUCAGUUUAGGCUGAAUCUGCGUCUGGGAGACUGACCCCUAUAAUCAUUGUCUAUUUAGGUUAUAGAGUUUGUUGUUGUCUCGGAAGGGUCGUCUCUGGCAACUCCGUUUUCUAUCUAAGCUGUUCCUCUGUUUUACAGAACUAGUGAGUUGAUGUAUGACGUGCUGGAGGACUCCUUAAGAAGAGCAGAGAUGAACCACAACAUGACUUACGGUAUGUAACGUGUGGACAUUACAGGGUGUGCUUGACAUCUGCACAUGGUUGCACAUCCCUCAUGCCUUUUGGUUUAACUUUCUUAUUGGGGUUUUUUUUUUUUUUUUCAGCAAUUUUAUUUGAGUGUGUGAAGACAAUCUUUACGGUUCAUCCAAAGGCACAACUGUUGGAGAAAGCGGCGGAAUGCAUCGGGAACUUUGUCCUAUCACCUAAGAUCAACCUCAAGUAUCUGGGUAAGAAUCCUCCAUGUUCAGCGUGGUCAGAAGUUAGGCCUAAUCUUUUUAAAUGAUAUUAUAGUUAAGUGAUCAUCCAGUAGGUAAUGUGGACUAAAAGGACAUCAUUAAAACCAGUUUACAACCACAACUGUUUGUACUUCAGUUGUAUUGACGUCAUUUAAAGAACUUGCCCGCUGGGCACUCCUAUAGUGAGUAAUAAAUGUGUGUGGAUCUCAGGUUUGAAGGCCCUGACGUAUGUGGUGCAGCAGGAUGCUAACCUGGCCCUGCCUCACCAGAUGACCAUCAUAGAGUGUCUGGACCACUCUGACAUCAUCAUUAAGCGUGAGGUGAGUCAUCGUAGUGUCUGGACCACUCUGACAUCAUCAUUAAGCGCGAGGUGAGUGAGGCAGGAUAUACCAUGGUGUGGCAGGGCUUUGGCAUUUAUUGUACUCAUAGGUGGGGUUGCAAAAUUCUUAAAAUUUUUCCCCAAAGUUCCCAGGUUUUCCAGAGAUCUCAGUUGGAGGAUUCCCAGAAUAAGUAGGGAGGGAACUUGGAAUCCUCCUACCGGGAUUUAUGGAAAAAUCUGGGAAAUUUGGUAACGUUUCCAGAAUUUGACAACCCUUCUUGACCUGUCAAUCAAUAUGCCCCUCCCCCUCUCCCCAACAGACACUGGAGUUACUCUUCCGCAUCACCAAUGCCCAGAACGUUACAGUGAUUGUCGAGAAGAUGCUUGAGUUCCUCAGGAUGACCAGUGACGACUACAGCACUAUAGACCUAGUGGGGAAAGUAGCAGAACUAGCUGAAAAAUAUCCUUUCAUUGUUGAGUCUUUUGGAGCUGUGGGCAUCAUGCUAUGGAAAUGGGUUUACUUAGGAUUAGCUAGUUGCUACAAUCAAAGGCUUUUAUUAUAUGUCUAUUGGUUUCUCUCUGCUGAUUGGCCAAGAAUUUUGUUAUCAGUGAGAUCUGGAGAAACCUAGAACGUCUGGACCUGAGACUAUGAUGAUAAUGGGAUUUAUUUAUUUAUUUAUUUAUUGUUGUUGUAAUUUUACCCACUUUUUCUCCCCAAUUUCAUUAUAUCCAAUUACGAUCUUGUCUCAUCGCUGCAACUCCCCAACGGGCUCGGGAGAGGCGAAGGUCGAGUCACGCGUCCCCCGAAACAUGACCCGCCAAGCCCGCGCUUCUCAACACCCGCUCGCUUAACCUGGAAGCCAGCCGCACCAAUGUGUUGGAGGAAAAACACCAUUCAACUGACGACCGAAGUCAGCUUGCAGGCGCCCGGCCCGCCACAAGGAGUCGCUAGAGCGCGACGAGCCAAGUAAAGCACCCUACGCCAAACCCUCCCCUAACCCAGGAUCGAACCCCAGGCUGUAGUGACACCGCAACACUGCGAUGCAGUGCCUUUAAACCGCUGCGCCACUCGGGAGGCCAGUUUGUAUCUGUUCUGUUGCUUUUUCAUUCAUGGCACCAAUCCCAAUGGUCUGUUGUUCCUAUAAACACCCUACGUAUGCCCCAGACAAUGGCUGGUUCAUCCAGACUAUGAACUCGGUGUUCUCUCUGGGGGGAGACGUGAUGCAGCCUGACAUCCCUAACAACUUCCUCAGAUUACUGGCUGAUGGUAAGUAAACCAAUGGACACCCUGAACCUUCCUCAGACUAUUAACUGAUGGUAAGUAAACCAAUGGACACGCUGAACCUUCCUCAGACUAUUAACGGAUGGUAAGUAAACCAAUGGACACCCUGAACCUUCCUCAGACUAUUAACUGAUGGUAAGUAAACCAAUGGUGUUUUCAGAUGAAUGGUGUUUUCAGAUGUUACUAGUGGUCGACAUUAAUUCCAUUUAUGUCAGGUUGGGGUCAAGUCCAUUUCAAUUCAGUGAAUUCAGGAAGCAAACUGACAUUUUUUUACAUUUUUCACAUAAAAACAUUUAGGGAAAUUAUUAUUAAAAUGUGAGUUUACUUCCCAAAUUGACUCAAUUGAAUGGAAUUGACCCCAUCCGUGGUUUACAUGCAGUAAUUGAUUCCAGGCCUCUGCUGCUCCAGGUGUUGAUAGUGUGGAGGACAGGCGGAUGAGGCUGUUUGCUGUGGACUCCUACGUGUCCUUGCUACAGGGAGAGACGGCCCAGCUGCCCCAACGCUUCCUACAGGUCAUCAGCUGGGUCCGUACACUGUCCUGGAUGCUGCUAAAAUGAUUGAACUCUGUUUCCAGUUUCAAUGGAAGACCUUUUUAAAGAGGCAUUUUGGUUGUUUUAUUAAAUGAAUGUGAUUGUUCCUGAUGAAUAAUUCAUUCCUACAUUCUGACAUCAACGUCCUCCAUUCAAAUAGACCUACCCCAAAACCAAAGAAAUCUAACUUCCUGAUCACCUCUAUGGUUUUCCCUGAUCUCUUCUUUUUUUUUUUUUUUACUGUAGGUGCUGGGUGAGUAUUCUCACCUGAGAGAGGAGCAGGACUCAGGCACAAUAAUGAGACUGCUGGCCAGACUUCUGGACCAGAGAAACACCUCCACUGAGACCAGGAGCUGGGUACUGGGAGCCAUGACCAAGCUGUGCUCCAACCCAGUGUCUGUGGCCCUGGCCAGGGAUGUGUGUGAGAGGUACUUGGCAUUCCCUGGGUUACCCUGGGUUACCAGUCUGUUUGUGCUAACAUUCCACACCUUGUACUCCGUGUCAUAUGCCAAACAUAUAUAUAUUUUUUACAUUUUAGUAAUUUAGCAGCCGCUCUUAUCCAGAGCGACUUACAGGCGUAAUUAGGGUUAAGUGCCUUGCUCAAGGGCACAUCAACAGAUUUUUCACCUUGUCGGCUCAGGGAUUCGAACCAGCAACCUUUCGGUUACUGGCCCAACGCUCUAAUUGCUAGGCUACCUGCCACCCCUGUAUGACACAGAGUUGGACUGGGAUGUUAGCACAAAACCAGUCUGGAUUCCAGGCUACUCUCCUACGCUCACACUUCUCACUAGCUGGUUUUGCUAGUAGUGGCUCUUCUGAAGACGUUUUCUUCUUGCAAUGACUGUGAUAUGUGUGUUUUUUUCUUUUUAACCUGCUUUAGGUGAACUAAAUGACUAAGUCACUCUGUAAUUUCACGUAAAUGUAGGUACUCUGGGUCUCUGAAUACGGUGCUCCGGCAGAGGGCCCAGGAACUGAUGAUCCUUAGCCAGGAUACAGAGCUCCGAGCCAGGGUACUGCCAGCCGAGGGCAGGCUAGAACACCUGGAGGUACAACGCCAUCUAUUGGCCCAACUUGUACUGCUACACCACAGAACGUCAUCGGCUCUAAAAACAAAAUGUUUAUCUUACAUUUGACAUUUUGACAUUUUAGUCAUUUAGCAGACGCUCUUAUCCAGAGCGACUGACAGUUAGUGAGUGCGUACAUUUUUCAUACUGGCCCCCUUUUCUCUUUAUCUUUUAUUUAAACUUUAUUCAACCAGGAAGUCUCUCUGGCCAAGAACAGACAAUCCCAAAGUAUUGAACGACUUUAAUAUUUGCAGUUGCUCUAACCAUUUCCUGUCUUGAGUUGGCUGUGGUGUUUGUUUCAUUCCUCAGGUAGACUCGUCCCUGUCCUUCCUGGAUGGCUUUGUGUCUGAGGCGUUGGCUGCUGGGGCAGCUCCUUACAAAUCUCCCCACCAGCGGCAGGAGGACCUGGCCCAGGAGAAAGGUAACAAGACGUGACGACCACCGCUUAGGGUUUUUUUUUUACUGGGAAAAACACGUCUAAUUUAUUUACGCUUUUUAUCAUUACUUCCUGUGAUCACAUGUAGGUAAAAUGACUGAAUGACUUGUAAGUCGCUUUGGAAAAAGCUGCUAAAUGGUAUAUUAUCAAUAGUCUGAUGCCGUUGUCUUUCGUUUUUUUUGACACAAAAGACAUUGCCCUACCCAGACACUUCAAAUAUAGUUAAUUUGACUCUCUACCUAUUCAUUGUUUUUUUUUUUUUUUUUUAACAUGGCUGCUGUAUGACUUCUCUUUUGGGAUAAAUAAAGUGUCUUCCUCAUCUCUUUCCCAGCUCUGACCCUGGAGCCCUAUGGUCUGUCCCUGCCGGUCGGUCUGUCCUCCUGCAGCGUCACAGACCGACUGACCGACGGACUUUCUCCUACUCUACUCUCCAUGAGCUCAGGCCUGUCUGGGAACGGCACCGAGCUAUCUCACGGAGGAGGGUAUGUUCUCAUCACUCUCUCAGUGUGACUAAUGAUGGGGAAGACAACUGAAUUUUGCUUCAACUGUGCCCAAAAAAAAAAAAAAAAAAUACACAAGUCUCUAUGGUUGUCAGUGUUUUAGCUCAGACUGACUAACUCACCACUGGUAGUUUGGGGUUUUGUUGAAACCAAAUUCAGGGUUAUAUUAGUACUCCAUGUUACUUAUAUAAACCAAGAAGUAGCAUAUAAACUGAGUGUACAAAACAAUUAAGGACACCUUCCUAAUUUUUUUUAAUGAUUUUAUUUUGUAUUUAACCUUUAUUUAACCAGGUAAGACCCAUUUUUGAGGUUAAAAACCUAUUUUGCGAGGGCGACCUGGCAAGAAGACAAAACAGGGAAACAGCAGCGCAUGUACAUAACAUAUUACGGAAAAAUACAAAAUACACACAAAAGACAAAGUUGUCACAAGUUCCAGAUACAACUGAAGAUAAUAGUAUAAAGUAAUCCUUCUUCCCCAUAAAAAAAUAAAUUAAAAAAAAGGUGGUUGUCCAAAUCCUUCUAUUAUAAGUUGAAUGCACCAAUUUGUAAGUCGCUCUGGGUAAGAGCGUCUGCUAAAUGACGUAAAUGUGAGAUUAGAAAAAACUGCAGCUGUCACAAACGGUGUCGUCGAUCAGAGUCUUAAAAAACAGGCGAGGACACUAACUCCCCGAACUUUAAUAUCUUUUGAAGCAUGCUCCAGGAUGAAGGGGCAUUAUGGGGAAAAAUAUUAUUUCCCCCCAUCUCAGUUCUAGCCUUAGGAACAGACAAGGACAGCAGCGACUGUGAACGAAGGCUGUAUUGAGUGACUGAUCUGGUCAGUAAGGAACAGAGAUACAAAGGGAGUUGUCCAAUUUAAUGCUUUGUACACAAAUAUUGAGUUGCACCCCCCUUUUGCCCUCAGAACAGCCUCAAUUCGUCGGGGCGUGUGGGCUCUACAAGGUGUCGAAACCGUUCCACAGGGACGCUGGCCCAUGUUGACCGCAGUGCUUCCCACAGAUGUAUCAAGUCUGGAUGUCCUUUGGGUGGUGGACCAUUCUUAAUACACACAGGAAACUGUUGAGUGUGGAAAAACCCUGGCUCCUACUACCAUACCCCCGUUCAAAGGCACUUCAAUCUUUUGUCUUGCCCAUUCACCCUCUCUCUGAAUAGCACACAUACACAAUCCAUGUCUCAAUUGUCUCCAGGCUUAAAAAUCCUUCUUUAACCUGUCUCCUCCCCUUCAUCUACACUGAUUGAAGUGGAUUUAACAAGUGACAUCAAAAAGGGAUCAUAGCUUUCACUUGGAUUCACCUGGUCAGUCUAUGUCAUGGAAAGAGCAGGUGUUCUUAAUGUUUUGUACACUCAGUUAGGGCUGUGGCGGUCAUUUACAUUUUAUCAGCCGGUUAUUGACGGCCGGUCUCACAGUAAUUGACUGUUAAUUAAUGUUUAGUAUCUCCAGGCCCCCACAAGCCAUUGAUGCGCACCUUUUUUUUUUUUUUUUUUUUAAGUAUAAUAAAUCCAUUUAAUAUACACCACCACAAUAAAUCCAUUAUUUAUUUUAGGCAGGUCUAAAGAAACAUUAUGAUAUGAAGAAAAUGUAUUUCAGAAGACCGGAAUAUGAGUUGGCCCACCGUAUGUUAUCUGGCUAUGCUCCACACCGUAGGCUGUAGACAAGAUAUGCUUACAAGUCCCCUGCCAUUUAUUUUAUAUUAUAUGAUUUUAUAGUAAGAAGAAUAUAAUUGAACUUAGCUGAAUGAAAUGGAAAGAAUACUUUUUCCCAUUUAAGGAGCGAGUGCACAUAUGAAGUGGAUAUGUUAAAGUAAAAGUGAUCAGGUCCUAUACGCUAGAUUUAGUUAUUUGGUAAAUGUAGUUGUGAAUGAUACAAUUAUCAGAAUCUCUUUUAGAAAUCAAAACAUAUAUGGGCAGCAUGAUGCGACUAUAGGAUAUUGAUGAUUUUGAGAAAGUUGCCAAAAAAAAAAAAAAGCUUGCGCUCUGAUCCUUGCCUCAGGCUACACACCCUGUUCUCUCGUCAAGUGAUCAUAUUUUCACCCAUCAGACUAUUCUCAAUGUAAUCUUGGUCUUUACUAAUAUGUCAAAUUAGUUUAGAUUUUAGGAAUGGCCCAUUUUAUCAAAUGGGUGGGAACAGCGGCAGGGAAAAAGACGUCAUCUGUAUGUACUGGAAUAGUGAAUGGAGGCAUCGCUCUUUCCUCCCGCCGGUCCAUCUUUCAAUGACGAUGGGUAGGCUACAUUUGGUUUUAUAGCGGAGCAUGUGAUUAAUAUGAGCUGCUGAGAAAUACAUAUAACAACACUUAUUUCACUCCACACAUCAAGAACUGUUUGAGGAAUAUGCUCUCAUUGCCCCGACCAGGUGAUAUUCCACCCAGUACUCUGUAUGCCAUGGGCUCUCCAACCCUCUUCCUCCAGCUACCCAGUACUCUGUAUGCCGUGGGUUCUCCAACCCUGUUCCUCCAGCUACCCAGUACUCUGUAUGCCAUGGGGCUCUCCAACCCUGUUCCUCCAGCUACCCAGUACUCUGUAUGCCAUGGGCUCUCCAACCCUGUUCCUCCAGCUACCCAGUACUCUGUAUGCCAUGGGCUCUCCAACCCUGUUCCUUCAGCUACCCAGUACUCUGUAUGCCGUGGGCUCUCCAACCCUGUUCCUGCAGCUACCCAGUACUCUGUAUGCCAUGGGCUCUCCAACCCUGUUCCUCCAGCUACCCAGUACUCUGUAUGCCAUGGGCUCUCCAACCCUGUUCCUGCAGCUACCCAGUACUCUGUAUGCCAUGGGCUCUCCAACCCUGUUCCUUCAGCUACACAGUACUCUGUAUGCCGUGGGCUCUCCAACCCUGUUCCAUCAGCUACCCAGUACUCUGUAUGCCGUGGGCUCUCCAACCCUGUUCCUCCAGCUACCCAGUACUCUGUAUACCAUGGGCUCUCCAACCCUGUUCCAUUAGCUACCCAGUACUCUGUAUGCCAUGGGCUCUCCAACCCUGUUCCUUCAGCUACACAGUACUCUGUAUGCCGUGGGCUCUCCAACCCUGUUCCUGCAGCUACCCAGUACUCUGUAUGCCAUGGGCUCUCCAACCCUGUUCCUUCAGCUACACAGUACUCUGUAUGCCAUGGGCUCUCCAACCCUGUUCCUUCAGCUACACAGUACUCUGUAUGCCGUGGGCUCUCCAACCCUGUUCCUCCAGCUACCCAGUACUCUGUAUGCCAUGGGCUCUCCAACCCUGUUCCAUUAGCUACCCAGUACUCUGUAUGCCAUGGGCUCUCCAACCCUGUUCCUCCAGCUACCCAGUACUCUGUAUGCCAUGGGCUCUCCAACCCUGUUCCUUCAGCUACCCAGUACUCUGUAUGCCAUGGGCUCUCCAACCCUGUUCCUCCAGCUACCCAGUACUCUGUAUGCCAUGGGCUCUCCAACCCUGUUCCUUCAGCUACCCAGUACUCUGUAUGCCGUGGGCUCUCCAACCCUGUUCCUUCAGCUACCACCCUGUUCCUUCAGCUACCCAGUACUCUGUAUGCCGUGGGCUCUCCAACCCUGUUCCUGCACCUACCCAGUACUCUGUAUGCCGUGGGCUCUCCAACCCUGUUCCUGCAGCUACCCAGUACUCUGUAUGCCAUGGGCUCUCCAACCCUGUUCCUCCAGCUACCCAGUACUCUGUAUGCCAUGGGCUCUCCAACCCUGUUCCUUCAGCUACCCAGUACUCUGUAUGCCGUGGGCUCUCCAACCCUGUUCCUGCAGCUACCCAGUACUCUGUAUGCCAUGGGCUCUCCAACCCUGUUCCAUCAGCUACCCAGUACUCUGUAUGCCAUGGGCUCUCCAACCCUGUUCCUUCAGCUACCCAGUACUCUGUAUGCCGUGGGCUCUCCAACCCUGGGCGGCAGGUGGCUUAGUGGUUAAGAGCGUUGUGUCAGUAACCGAAAGGUUGCUGGUUCUAAUCCCCGAGCCGACUAGGUGAAAAAUCUGUCGAUGUGCCCUUGAGCAAGGCACUUAACCCUAAUUGCUUCUGUAAGUCGCUCUGGAUAAGAGCGUCUGCUAAAUGACUAAAAUGUAAAAAUGUAAAAAAUUUACUCUGUAUGCCGUGGGCUCUCCAACCCUGUUCCGUCCAGCUACCCAGUACUCUGUAUGCCAUGGGCUCUCCAACCCUGUUCCUCCAGCUACCCAGUACUCUGUAUGCCAUGGGCUCUCCAACCCUGUUCCUCCAGCUACCCAGUACUCUGUAUGCCAUGGGCUCUCCAACCCUGUUCCUGCAGCUACCCAGUACUCUGUAUGCCGUGGGCUCUCCAACCCUGUUCCUGCAGCUACCCAGUACUCUGUAUGCCAUGGGCUCUCCAACCCUGUUCCUUCAGCUACCCAGUACUCUGUAUGCCAUGGGCUCUCCAACCCUGUUCCUCCAGCUACCCAGUACUCUGUAUGCCGUGAGCUCUCCAACCCUGUUCCUGCACCUACCCAGUACUCUGUAUGCCGUGGGCUCUCCAACCCUGUUCCUGCAGCUACCCAGUACUCUGUAUGCCGUGGGCUCUCCAACCCUGUUCCUUCAGCUACCCAGUACUCUGUAUGCCGUGGGCUCUCCAACCCUGUUCCUGCAGCUACCCAGUACUCUGUAUGCCAUGGGCUCUCCAACCCUGUUCCAUCAGCUACCCAGUACUCUGUAUGCCAUGGGCUCUCCAACCCUGUUCCUUCAGCUACCCAGUACUCUGUAUGCCGUGGGCUCUCCAACCCUGGGCGGCAGGUGGCUUAGUGGUUAAGAGCGUUGUGUCAGUAACCGAAAGGUUGCUGGUUCUAAUCCCCGAGCCGACUAGGUGAAAAAUCUGUCUGUGCCCUUGAGCAAGGCACUUAACCCUAAUUGCUUCUGUAAGUCGCUCUGGAUAAGAGCGUCUGCUAAAUGACUAAAAUGUAAAAAUGUAAAAAAUGUACUCUGUAUGCCGUGGGCUCUCCAACCCUGUUCCUGCAGCUACCCAGUACUCUGUAUGCCAUGGGCUCUCCAACCCUGUUCCUGCAGCUACCCAUUACUCUGUAUGCCAUGGGCUCUCCAACCCUGUUCCUCCAGCUACCCAGUACUCUGUAUGCCGUGGGCUCUCCAACCCUGUUCCUCCAGCUACCCAGUACUCUGUAUGCCAUGGGCUCUCCAACUCUGUUCCAUCAGCUACCCAUUACUCUGUAUGCCGUGGGCUCUCCAACCCUGUUCCUCCAGCUACCCAGUACUCUGUAUGCCAUGGGCUCUCCAACCCUGUUCCUCCAGCUACCCAGUACUCUGUAUGCCGUGGGCUCUCCAACCCUGUUCCUCCAGCUACCCAGUACUCUGUAUGCCAUGGGCUCUCCAUAGCUACCCAGUACUUGUAUGCCAUGGGCUCUCCAACCCUGUUCCUCCAGCUACCCAGUACUCUGUAUGCCAUGGGCUCUCCAACCCUGUUCCUCCAGCUACCCAGUACUCUGUAUGCCAUGGGCUCUCCAACCCUGUUCCUGCAGCUACCCAGUACUCUGUAUGCCAUGGGCUCUCCAACCCUGUUCCUCCAGCUACCCAGUACUCUGUAUGCCAUGGGCUCUCCAACCCUGUUCCAUCAGCUACCCAGUACUCUGUAUGCCAUGGGCUCUCCAACCCUGUUCCUUCAGCUACCCAGUACUCUGUAUGCCGUGGGCUCUCCAACCCUGUUCCUUCAGCUACCCAGUGCUUAACUUGGGAAACGUCGAUAUUAACAUGUUUUCGCAACUAAACAUGUUUCACUAAACUGUUGACAGCCCGUCUGUCUGCGCGCUCUAGAAAGGAAUGAAAGGGAGAGAGGAGGAGAUGGAAACGCACGGUGGUGAGAUAAUCUGUAGCUAAAUGUAAUGUGUCAGCCGAUUCAUUAUAAAAACAAUCCCUAUUACUAGGCUAUUCCAAAUCAAAUACAAAUUCACUAUUGUAGGCUAACCGUAAGCAGCCCUGCACAAUCAAUGAACCAACAGCAUGGCCUAGGCCGAUACGUUCUCUCCCAGACGCAUGGAUAGACAUUUUGGAGCGUAGCAGAAGGUAACCAGGCCAUCCAUUAUGCAUAAUAAUACAGUCCACACUCAAAAUAUGAUUACUAUAAUGUGUUUAAUUUGAGAGUAUAGGCUAGACUAAUGAUGUACCAAAGACAUCUUAAAUCAGUUUUGUUUGAUGUUUUUCUGCCAUGUAUAAUAUCUGGUAGGAUAUGUAUUGUAUGACGGCACAAUCAUAAUAUUCAUGCUUGGGCUCAAGCCUAUGCGUAAGCUUUAAUAUGCGUAUGGGUGUUUUUGAAUGAAUCAGCACCUUUUAGAAAGAGCUGUCCAUUGUUAGGCUUUGAAACAACAACCAUGUUUUUACACGGUUUCAACCUGCUGUUGAACUUCUUUCUUCAAAUUGAUCAUCACAGUGAGGUGAGUUUUAAAAGUAAGGUAGGCUUUCUGUUUUGAUGAUAAGUGUUUGAUGUGAUUUUCGAUUGUAUUUUCAUGAAUGUCAGAGUGGUUAGAGGGACAAUAGAGCCCUGAGUACCAGGCAGUUAGAGCCCUGAGUACCAGGCCAUUAGAGCCCUGAGUACCAGGCCAUUAGAGCCCUGAGUACCAGGCCAUUAGAGCCCCUGAGUACCAGGCCAUUAGAGCCCCUGAGUACCAGGCCAUUAGAGCCCCUGAGUACCAGGCCAUUAGAGCCCCUGAGUACCAGGCCAUUAGAGCCCCUGAGUACCAGGCCAUUAGAGCCCUGAGUACCAGGCCAUUAGAGCCCUGAGUACCAGGCCAUUAGAGCCCUGAGUACCAGGCCAUUAGGACCUGAUGGUCGUUAGCAAGUUGGGUACUACCAACGCAGAGUGCAAAAAUGGAGAUUACCAUGACUCGGCGGUCAUGGGGAAUUUUACUGCGGUCAUGAUUCAUGUUUGGCGGUAAUACAGUCACUGCAACAGCCCUAGACUCGGUGUAUAAUGAGAACAGUAUUGUUCCGAGAACAGAACCUUGAGGAAUUUAAACCAGACUGUUGACAUGUUCUUUGAUAUAUAUAUAUAUAUAUAUAUAUAUAUAUAUAUAUAUAUAUAUAAUCUUGUAGAAGACCCAGAUUAGUAUCCCAAUGUUAUUUCAGCUCUACCACUCUGAAGUUGGAUGGGGUGAAGAGGGUGUGGGGGAAGGAGGGUUACCUGGCCCAGCAGCAGAGUGUAGAAGACGCCCCAACCCCCCCAGUGCAGCUGCCCAGUCCCCUGCUGUCCCCCCAGAGGCCACCUUCCCAGACACAGACGCCUGAGCCUGACCAGGAGAAACAACAGCUGGCCUCGUCACUCUUCGUUGGCCUGGGGUCCCUCAACUCUGUGUGUCUGGUGAGAUUACCUUCUACUGUUUGUUCAUCAAGCAUGUCAAUCAAAUGUAUUUCAGGCUUUGUUUAAACCCUUUUACAUCAAUAGUUGUCAAAGUGCAGUAACCCGGCCUAGACUUCAAAGCAGAAACAUACAGGUGCUUUAGCUAUCAGCUCACAGCUUUUACUGUUAGCUAUCAGCUCACAGCUUUUACUGUUAGCUAUCAGCUCACAGCUUUUACUGUUAGCUAUCAGCUCACAGCGGGUACUGUUAGCUAUCAGCUCACAGCGGGUACUGUUAGCUAUCAGCUCACAGUGGGUACUGUUCGAUAUCAGCUGGUACUGUCCCCAACAGAUGGGCAGAGCCGAGCCGGCGCCCCAACACUUCAGAAGGAAACCCAGAGGUGGGUCAUCAGGCGCCAGCGAACGCUCCUCUGACUCCUCCCAUUCGUCUCGCAGCGCUGCCGUGGACAACCUGCUGCUCAGCAACCUGCUGGACUCGACCACUGUGGCCUCAGAAGGGGGUGCUACCACCACCACACCUCAACAGACCUCCCAGAGAACACUGGACCAUACCACGAGCAACGGUAGCCCCCAUGUAGAGGGGAAGGAGGAGGGAGUAGCAGCAGGAGGAUCUCUCUCUCUGAUCAGGGGCAUGGUGGCUGUUGUACUGCCCACACACACAGAGACAGACCCACAAUCAGAUCUACACCCAGCCCCUCACCCAGCUCCAGCCCCAGAGAGACCCGGGGACCUCCCUCUCACCUCCCACCUGCCAGCAGAGCUCUCUGGGCUGGCCCGCUCUGAGCUCACCCCCCUCUGCUCGGACCAGGACCCCAGCCUGGCUCUGUCAGCCUGUAGAGUGUAUAAAGAGGACGCCUUAGUGGUGCUGGUCUUCAUCGUCAACAACACUAACUCAACACUCCACCAGAUGGCGCUGCAGCUCACCUGCAAAGAACUGGAGGUAUAUUUUCAGACAGAACUUAACAACAAAGUUGCCUUGUUUUUCAGAAAUCCUGGUUGGAGGAUCCCGGAACCAAGACAGAAAAACCAGGGGAUCCUCCAAACCGGGAUUUAGAAAAACCAGGGAUCUUUGGCAAAGUUUCAGGAAUUUUGCAGCCCUAAUUCAAACUGGUGUCUAUCAUGUUGUUUCCCCCCUCAGAUCUCCUGUAUCUCAGGCAGUCCGUUAAAGGAGGUUAAGGGUCACAGUGUGUCGGUUUGUCUGCACACGGUUGUCAUGAAGAGAGCCUCAGUCCAGGUGGAGCUGGCAGGGCUGCUGUCCUACCAGAGACCCUUGGGCCAGCCUCGGGCAGCACAGUUCUCACUGAGCCUCUCCCUGAAACACUUCAUCAGGUAAAACCUCCUGCUAUCUGUAACUGGCAGCGCUGGUCUUACGGGUCACCCUGAAUCCUAAUGUCUCUCUUGGACAGAGUACGUAAAACAUAAAUGGUACCGUACAUCUGUCAUGAUCCAACGGAAAAAAAGUACGAAAAAAAUGUAACUAACUGUAAGUCGCUCUGGAUAAGAGCGUCUGCUAAAUGACUAAAAUGUCAAAUGUAACGACAGGAUGCGUGAGAAAAAGGAGCAGCCUUAGUUCCGGUGCUUUGGACAAAUCACGAUUUCGCAGGGGUUAGCGUCUUUUGAAUUUCGGAAAGCGGAGGGGAUAUAUUUGGCCAAUAGACUUGUCCGUAACUUGCAAAGAGAGAGGGUGGAGCUCAUAGUUCCGGUUCCCCUCCUAGUUCUAUCUCCUCUAUUAACACAUAUGGACCCAGAACGUAAAACGAGCAUCUGAAUAAUGACAUAAGACUUUAGUUCUGGGUUAACUGAGAUGACCUGAAUCCAAAUACAACUCCUACCCCUACUUCAUAGGCACUAGUGUAGAUCUGAGAGCGUAAACAAUAUGGCAGCAAUUCCAUCUGGCCAAUCAUACGGCGAGAUGGAGAUGGAGCCACCACCCUAAUGCUUACGUCCAAUGUUCUCAGCUCUACACCUAGUGCCUAUGGGGUAAGGGCUAGGGGUUGAUUUGGGGGGAUUCAGGGAUCCUCCGUUAGCCAAUACUACUUCCUGUGUGUGCAGACUGUUGACAUUCUACUUCCUGUUUGUCUUUUUAUGCAGGCCGCUGACUGUGUCCACAGGGGAGUAUGGGAAAAUGUGGUUGUCUUUCUCUCAUGACUUGAAGCAGAACCUUCGACUGGUAACAACAGAACACCAAGAACCUCUGACGGCCACACUGGACGCACUGAAGAGCAAACUACACCUCCACAUUGUCGACAUCAUAGGUCAGCAGGUGUUUUUAGUUCUGCCUGUCACAGUCUCAUAUGUCUUAAUGCUUUAACCCAGCCCUGACCAUUUAUAAAAUAUAAUGAUCAUCAAAAUACUGUUGUACAUCUUACUGUCGUAACUGUUGUCAAUACCACUUCCUCAUUAAGUGGGUAAUGGAAGUUAUUACUUUUUGACCUUUUUAUCCUUUCCCCUUAGGGUCAGAGGGCAUCGUGGCGUGCCGGCUGCUCCAGGGGGAAGGUCACGGUCAGCCGUGUCUGCUUCACUGUCGUGUCCACGCCGACACUCUGGCCGUGUGGCUGCGCUCCCCUGUCCCUGAGCUGCCGGACUCCCUCCUCUACCACUGUCAGAAAGCCCUGACGGAGACCUGAGCCGGGCCGUGUCUCAUUCCAGAAAGAUGUUCCACUUUUCCUUCUGCCCUCGUUCACCUCACUGGUCAAACAUGGCUUGAUCUGUUUUUUUUUUGUAAGUAAUAUUGGCAGCGACUAAGGAUGCGUUUAGACAGGCAGCCCA